AUGUCAGCCUCCAUGAACAGGCAUAUGCAACCGCAACAGCAGGAAGAUCACAGAGCUAAGAGGUCUCACCACUGCCCACAUUGUGAGGAGAUUUUCCCAUUUCUAUCAAAGCUAAAAAUACACCUACAAAUACACACAGGAGAGAAGCCUUAUUCCUGCACUGACUGUGGGACGCGCUUCACAAUAUCAAUGGCUCUGACAGUUCAUCAGAGAGUGCACACUGGAGAGAAGCCUUACUCCUGCUCUGACUGUGGGAAGUGUUUCUCAGGAUUGGGUCACUUAAAAAGACACCAACAUACACACACAGGAGAGAAGCCUUACUCCUGCUCUGACUGUGGGAAGAGUUUCUCUCAACAGAGCAGUUUAAACUCGCACAAACAUAUACACACAGGAAAGAAGCCUUACUACUGCUCUGACUGUGGAAAAUGCUUCACAGCAUCAUUUGAGUUAAAAGUUCAUCAGAGAACACACACAGGAGAGAAGCCUUACUACUGCUCUGACUGUGGGAUGAGUUUCUCUCAACAGAGCAGCUUAAAGUCACACCAACGUAUACACACAGGAGAGAAGCCUUACUCCUGCUCUGACUGUGGGAAGAGUUUCUCUCAUCAAAGCAGCUUAAAAUCACACCAACAUAUACAUAAAGCAGAGAAGCCUUACUCCUGCUCUGACUGUGGGAAGUACUUCACAACAUCAGCUGAGGUAAAAGUUCACCAGAGAACACACACAGGAGAGAAGCCUUACUGCUGCUCUGACUGUGGGAAGAAUUUCUCUCAACAGAGCAACUUAAAAACACACCAACUUAUACAUACAGGAGAGAAGCCUUUCUCAUGCUCUGACUGUGUGAAGUGCUUCACAACAUCAUCUGAGCUAAAAGUUCAUCAGAGAACACACACAGGAGAGAAGCCUUACUCCUGCUCUGACUGUGGGAAGAGUUUCUCUCAACAGAGCAACUUAAUAACACACCAACGUAUACAUAAAGGAAAGAAGCCUCAUCAGUUCUCUCAGGCCAGUUAAAAUUAAAGUCACUCCAUCACUUCAUUCUCAUCUCAUAAAGGAAGUGGUAAGAGUGAAUUUGAUAACAUUAAGAGAGUAACACACUAUUGUAAUCCUAUUGUUUCUCACUGUGAGAACUUUACAGAGGAAAAGGAGCGUUAUAGAAUGUUAGCCUCUCUUUACUUUAGUGAUCAGUAUUCACCUUGUCAGUUCUGGUGUGUUUUGUUAGCUUCUACUGUAAAGAUAUUGAGAUUACCUUGGAUUUGCCCUUAGGGUUGAAUAUCCUCUGUGAGGCAUCUCACAGUGGAGUUGUUGACUGAAGGAUCUCUUGUUAAAACAAUGGAGUGUGAUGUUUGACUGGGUGGUACUGCUUCCUUCUGCAGUUUUCUGUGGGAAUGAGUUAGUAGACACAACAUGUAUCAGAUAGAUGGUGUGAUGAUCAGUUUUCACCAUUAGUUUGGGUGGAUACUUUUAUUUCUACUAAAUGGCUUUUGUUUAAUGAUACACAGGUUAUAAAACAAAUACAUGUGUUUAUUAAAUUGUCUUUUAAAACUAGAUUCACUAUUUUAGUCAUUGAUGAUUAAUGUAUUUGGAUAACUGCAAUGAAUGUAAUUGAAUUACUAAUGAAAAAUAAAUGUUGUACAUGCAUUUUUGCUGGUCAACCUCUGGGUUAUCUUUACGGAA
Salmo salar (Atlantic salmon) is the source of this 1677-nucleotide messenger RNA. RefSeq lists its product as uncharacterized. Gene Ontology annotation, molecular function: RNA polymerase II cis-regulatory region sequence-specific DNA binding; DNA-binding transcription repressor activity, RNA polymerase II-specific. Gene Ontology annotation, cellular component: nucleoplasm. NCBI's taxonomy places the organism in Eukaryota, Metazoa, Chordata, Actinopteri, Salmoniformes, Salmonidae. The record is from RefSeq and is a predicted model, not a curated record. Gene Ontology annotation, biological process: regulation of cytokine production; negative regulation of transcription by RNA polymerase II; regulation of immune system process.